This is a messenger RNA of Austrofundulus limnaeus, 1977 nucleotides long. Its product is annotated as cis-aconitate decarboxylase. Gene Ontology annotation, molecular function: aconitate decarboxylase activity. Gene Ontology annotation, cellular component: mitochondrion. Lineage: Eukaryota; Metazoa; Chordata; Actinopteri; Cyprinodontiformes; Rivulidae. The record is from RefSeq and is a predicted model, not a curated record. Gene Ontology annotation, biological process: defense response.
AAAACUCUUAAACCAGUCUUGGCUGUCAGGAGAAUUCACAACUCGGCUGUAGAAGCAGUCUUGAGGCACCCGGCCCCUGAAGAAACCGUCACUUCGAGCUUCGGGAAGUUCAUCAGUGAGGUGAAGCCCCAGCACUUGUCUCCUGUGGUUCUCCAGCGCAGUAAAAGGAUGGUGCUGGACAGCAUCGGAGUCGGUUUGAUUGGCAGCACUACUGAAGUGUUUGAAAUGGCCCUUCAGUACUGCCAGCUGAUGUAUGGUCCUGAUCACAUUAGCUCUGUGUAUGGACACAGAGGUACCAAGCUCUCACCAACACUGGCAGCUUUUGUCAAUGGAGUAGCGACUCACUCCAUGGACUUCGAUGACACGUGGCACCCAGAAACUCACCCUUCAGGAGCCGUCCUUCCUGCAGUGUUAGCUCUCAGUGACAUGAUGCCGGCUCACAGCAAACCGAGCGGUCUGGACUUUUUGCUGGCCUUUAAUGUUGGAAUCGAGAUCCAGGGUCGUCUGAUGAGGUUCUCUAAUGAAGCACAAAACAUCCCCAAGAGGUUCCACCCUCCCACAGUGGUGGGCCCCAUGGGAAGCGCAGCAGCCUGUGCUCGCCUCUUGUCCUUGGAUCCCUCUCAGUGCAGUCAUGCCUUGGCUAUCGCUGCUUCURUGGCUGGAGCUCCCAUGGCCAACGCUGCCACUCAGUCCAAACCCCUUCAUAUUGGCAACGCCUCCCGUUUGGGGCUUGAAGCUGCUCUGCUGGCCUCUCGAGGCCUGGAGGCCAGUCCUCUGGUCCUGGAUGCUGUAGCAGGAGUGGCGGGCUUUAAUGCCUUUUAUGAAGAUUAUGCCCCACAAGCUUUAAAAUCCCCCAGUGAUGAUGGCCACAUGUUCCUCCUAGAGGAGCAGGAUAUGGGCUUUAAGCGUUUUCCUGCUCAUCUGGGGAUGCACUGGGUGGCAGAUGCUGCAGCCUCGGUCCAUAAGCUCCUUGUGGGCGUGGAUCCAGGACAGGUGUCCCCACAUCAGGUGCAGGACAUCCUGCUCAGAGUCCCUCUGUCUAAAUACAUCAACAGGCCUUUCCCAGAGUCAGAGCACGAGGCACGCCACUCCUUCCAGUUUAACGCCUGCAGCGCUCUCCUGGAUGGCGAGGUGACCGUUCAGUCCUUCAGCCCGGCUGCCAUGAACCGGCCCGAGCUGCACGCCCUUCUGAGCCGCGUCCGCCUGGAGCAUCCUCAGGACAACCCCGCUAAUUUCAACCGGAUGUACGGCGAAGUCCAGGUGGCUCUAGUUGGAGGAGACAUUCUAAAAGGGCGCUGUGACACCUUCUAUGGUCACUGGCGCAACCCGCUGACCAACGAGAGCCUGAGGAAGAAGUUCAGAAACAACGCAGGCAUGGUGCUUCCAUCAGAGAGGGUUGAGGGUCUGAUUGAGGCGGUGGAGGAGCUGGACAGACUGAAGGACUGCAGAGCUCUUCUCUCACAGCUGCAAUGAAGAAAUGCACAAACUUAUUAGCUGCAAAUUAAAAUAAUCAUUGUACAUAAAAGGUAAAUUUCUGUUUAGAUUGCUGACAUAAUUACCAGUCUAUCACAUUCAGGGCAUUUACUUAACAAACAUUGCAAAUGGAAAGUUUUCUGUAUUUUUUCCACAUUGUCAUGUUUAAUUUAGUCCUUUUCAUCAUUAGUUUACACAGUCAAACAAGUAAACUGUAAAAACACAAACAUGAACUGAUGGCUGUUCUAAGUGAUGAAUUUGUGGAGGGUUAAUGGGAGUUAAAGCAGUGAAAACAUGCUGUAUUAACAUGUGAAAAAUAAACUGAUGUUGGUUUUGUAAAAUCUGGACAGAAAUGGUGCUGCAUAAACCAUCUAUUUAUUAUCAUUUACCUGUUUCUUUAGACUAACAUUUUGUUGUAUAAACUGUGUGUUUCAGUUAUUUUAAAGGAACUUGUUCUCAUGUAUAUUUAACAAAUAUGUCAAUAAAUUAAGUUUCCUAUCUGAA